GAGGGCAAGGCCGCCCAUAGCAAGGCCUCCAUUUUCUACGGAGCAGACGAGUAUCUUGAGGAGCUGAAGAAGAGAUAUGCGCACGACCACGAAAUAGCUGCCCUGAAGAACGCUCUGCCGGGCGAGGGGGACCCCAACGCAGCAGGCGUUGCCCAGAGCAACGACAAGAUGCUCUCCGUUCAAAAGAACAACGAGAACAGGAGCCUGAAGACCAACCGGCUCUUCCCCACCCCGAACAAGCCAGACCCUAUGCCGCAGAAUCUGGCAUUCCUCUUCACGAAGAUCACGCCG
Messenger RNA from Symbiodinium sp. CCMP2456, 291 nucleotides. NCBI's taxonomy places the organism in Eukaryota, Dinophyceae, Suessiales, Symbiodiniaceae. The record is from the annotation of a GenBank genome assembly.